AUGAACCAAGUAACGCAAAGGGCUAUAAUAGCUGCCACAAGCAGAAAUAUGGCAACAACGGCUGAUUACUUCGGAGGUACCAUUAGAAAGAGGCACAAGAAACCAUCAUACCUUCGAACUGUGCCCCCAGUCACACCUACUGGGGGAAGAUUUACAGUUACUAUGGUUCCAGGGAUUGGGGCCGGUCCGCAGAUGAUGAAGCAAUUGAUGAAAGUCUUCGAAGCCGCAGGAGCUCCCAUAGACUUCGAAGUUAUAGAGGACAUAAAGGCGACCAAAAAUAUUAUAUCUUCGAUCAAAAGAAACGGAGUCGCGAUAAAAGGUCAUAUUCCCGAAUUACCUGACCAUGCUUCCAAUACUACGUUACGAACGCUUCUCGAUUUGUACACCUACAAAGUUCACAUUCGAAGUUACCCCAACGUCAGGAGUAAGAUAGAUAAUUUAGAUGUGUACGUAUUUAGGCAGAAUAUAGAAGGCGAGUACGCUAUGCUGGAGCAUUCUCCGAAACCGGGCAUAGUGGAGAGUUUGAAAAUUAUUACCAGAGAAACGACCGAACGAUUCGCGUACUGGGCGUACGGUUUCGCCAGGAAACACAUGAGGAAGAAAAUAACGAUUAUUCACAAAGCAAACAUUAUGAAAUUAGCCGACGGUCUGUUUUUGAAGACGAUCCAGCACAUAGGAAAGGAAUUCCCGGAUAUUAAAACCGAGAACAUGAUCGUCGACAAUUGCUCCAUGCAAAUAGUCAAAGACCCGCACGCUUUCGACGUGCUGCUCACUCCCAAUUUGUACGGGAACAUAGUAAUUAGCAUAUUUUGCGGGCUAAUCGGAGGCCACGGCCUGAUUUCGGGAGAAAACAUCAGCGACGAUAACGCCGUUUUCGAAGUCGGACUCAGACAUAUAGCACUUCAAGAUCCAGUGUAUUUCAAUCCCAUCGCCAUGUUGAACGCGGGGGUCGAGAUGUUGCUCUAUUUGAAGAAAGAUGCUUACGCGAAUUUGAUAGCAGAGGCGGUGUACUCGACUUUAGUUGAAGAUAAAUGCCACACGCCGGAUUUGGGCGGUGAAGCUACCAGUAGCGAUGUUGUCAAUAACGUAAUUUGUCGUAUGAAAGAAACGCUGAAUAGAGAGCCUCUACCGAGUAUAUUUCUAUAG
Phyllotreta striolata is the source of this 1146-nucleotide messenger RNA. Lineage: Eukaryota; Metazoa; Arthropoda; Insecta; Coleoptera; Chrysomelidae. The record is from the annotation of a GenBank genome assembly.